AUAUUGUCAAACAAUAUAAACAUUGACCAAUUUUAUUUUGUUACUUAUUUACUUUAUAACAACACUGUCGUUUUAAUAAAUACUAUUUUUAGACUAGAAAAUCUGUUACCAUUAUGUGUUGUUGACGAAGGGAGCAUUAGAUUAGCAUAUUUACAAAUUGCGAUAAGUAUUUUGCAUCGAAUAAAAAUGUAUAACCCUGAUAUGAAUGACUAUCAGCUAACUUCCAUAAUAACAGAGUGCUGCGGAGGUGUCGCGGUUGUUUACUCAGCGCUUUACAAGCCCAACAAUCAAAAUGUCGCUAUCAAAAGAUAUUUUGUUGACAAAACGAAGGAAAACGCUAGUUUGAUACAGCAAGACAUUCUAACAAGAAAGGAACUCAACCAUGCGAACAUACUACCAUACCUGACGUCCUUCGUCCACGGACGGGAGCUGUACGUGGUGUCUCCCCUCAUGACGUUUGGGUCCUGCCGGGAUAUCCUCGACCGAUACUUCCAGGAGGGUCUCCCGGAGCUGGCCUGUGCUAUUGUGUUGAGGGACACGCUUCAGGCUUUACAGUAUUUGCACAAACAGUUGUAUAUUCAUAGGAGUGUUCGCGCUAGCCACGUACUGAUCGGAGCGAAUGGCGGCGUGAGACUGUCGGGUCUGCGCAGCGCCGCGUCGCUGAUGGUGCGCGGGCGCAGGCAGAGGCACCUGCACCAGCUGCCGCCGCCCGACUCCGAUAACACUAACCUUAUGUGGCUCAGUCCUGAGCUGUUGGAACAGAAUCUAAAAGGCUACGACGAGAAAUCAGACAUCUACUCUCUAGGCGUCCUAUGCUGCGAGCUGGGUAACGGCGCGGUGCCGUUCGCGGAGGUGCCCACCACGCUGAUGUUCACGGAGAAGGUGCGGGGUAGUAGACCGCAGCUGCUGGACUGCAGCACCUUCCCGGAGCCCUGUCUCGAUGAUACUGAGAUGAAGAGCAUGUACAACGGCGACAGCGGCGUGGGCGACAGCGCGGACGCGGUGUCGCGGCUGCGGCAGGUGUACGCGGGCCGCAAGCUGUCCGACACCUUCCACCAUCUCAGCGAGAUGGCGCUGCAGAGGGACCCUGACAAGCGGCCAUCGGCGACGCAGUUGUUGAACCACCCGUUCUUCAAACAGAUCAGAAAGACAGACUACCUGCCCGGCCUCAUCGGACGAGUCAAACCUAUUAAACCUGAUCUUAAUGACAUGUCAGCUCUCCUCCUACAAGAGAAGUUAUCCGAAAUGGAGAUUGAGAAGCAAACCGAAUGGGACUUCUAGCGUCACCGACACAUCUCUAACCUCAUGCGAGUGUCGCUGGUCCUAUUGUGCGGAGUUGGUUUCAUCUGAAUCUUAAUACAUUAGUUCUUAUUUAUUUGUAAAAUUCUGGUUAUUAUUUUUACUUAUGAUAUAGUGGUGCGUUUAGAUUUGGUGAAUGCAUCGGUCGAAGUUAGCCAUUUAAAACCUCGCGUAUGUGCAAUAACGGAUCGUUUUGAUCUCACUUGUAGGUAACUUCGGAUUGGCAAAGUAAUUUGAUGAAAACUUAGCGUGUGUUCAUGUUUGAGUUAUGAGCCGUAGGCGUUGUAUUCACUAAGUCUAAACGCACCGCACCACAAUAUGUUAAAUGUUUCUCGUUGUAUGCUAAGUUUUAUAAAUGCAAAUUUAAUCAUUUAAAAUUUGAAUCCACUUACCUUUGUCUUUUUAUCACAUUUUUUCGGUGUUACGUGUUUUUACUAUAAAAUAAUUUCCUAAUUAGCUAUUAAUUAAAUUCUUAUAUAAUUAUAAUGUUAUUACUCUUGUCGAUUUUCUUGUAAGUGCUGACAAAAUGUAAGGUUUCUUUAUUCUGUGUUCAGAUGCAAAACUAAAGUUCGUAGUGCAACAAUAUGGAUUCCAUUUGAACCAUUCGGAUAUCAAAACAAGUCUUCCCGAAAACAGCAUACAAACUAAAAACAAAAUAGAUUAAAUUUAGCUAAAAUUAAUAUUUAUAUAAUAUAUCGUAUUAUAUUUACAAAUAAUAUCAAACUGCCAUCGUAAUUGCAAUAAUGUUUAAAGAUGACUUUAUAUUUUUACAACUGACCGUUAAAAUAUGUUGUAGUCAAUGACGCUAGGAAGUUUUCAUUCGAACACUUAAAUAUAUCAGGAAUUAUAUCUAUGACUAUCAAUUAUAUAACUAUAUUCAUUCUAAAUAUAUACGCUUUAUAUGCACCGUUGCCAUUGACUAAAGAAACUUAGAACUCCAAAUAAUGUCAGCAGCAUAGAUUUUAAGACAUAUUAAUCUUUGGACGCUACAGAAAUUUAGAUUGGACGAAUUAUGCAUUUA
Messenger RNA from Helicoverpa zea (corn earworm), 2320 nucleotides. RefSeq names its product STE20-related kinase adapter protein alpha (gene Stlk). Gene Ontology annotation, molecular function: protein kinase activity; protein serine/threonine kinase activator activity; ATP binding. Lineage: Eukaryota; Metazoa; Arthropoda; Insecta; Lepidoptera; Noctuidae. The transcript has 7 exons. Bases 187 to 1281 code for a protein of 364 amino acids. The record is from RefSeq and is a predicted model, not a curated record. Gene Ontology annotation, biological process: protein phosphorylation.